This is a messenger RNA of Ooceraea biroi (clonal raider ant), 1136 nucleotides long. Its product is annotated as UPF0193 protein EVG1 homolog. The record is from RefSeq and is a predicted model, not a curated record. NCBI's taxonomy places the organism in Eukaryota, Metazoa, Arthropoda, Insecta, Hymenoptera, Formicidae.
CUGAGCUUGCAAAUUUCUUUUUUACAGCCGACAAUUUUGCGGAUCGAUUGAUCGCAAAGCACAGCCAUUUCUCGAUUAAGAGAUAUAAGAUGGAUGAAGACACUAGAGGUGUAACAAAAAUCUCGGUAGAAAUUCAAUCAAAUUUUAUUUAUGCGGGAAGAUGGAAAAAAAGAUUAUAAGAGAAAUGAAAGAGGGUUUAAGCGACAAUAACACGCUCUUGACAAAAUGUGGAUAAUGCGCAACGCAACGGACAACAGGCUGCUAUUACGAAUCUUGGUUUGAAGUUAGUUCGAUCAAAUCGAGUCAUUUUUGUCAGAGUAGUCAUAGAAACGUGCCGCGUGCGCGCGCGACCCGAUGUUGAACGUUGAAUCACAAUCGCGGGGAAUGAAGCAUGCAAUGAAGAGAGCUAGUGCGGUUUUAUACGGUAACUUUGAAAAAUGGAUCGAAGAUAUCAGAGGGUAGGUCUGGGAGUGGGCGCGUUUCACAAUCCCCCAAGAGCGAGAUAUAGUGAUGAAACGAAAAAUCUGAUCGAGCUGUUGAUGGAGGAAUCAAAACUAACGGUGUUACAAAAGAAAACUAUUCAAGAAGCGGUGGAGAAAGGUGAAUCCUUACCACCUUCCAUCGACGUGAUGAAAACAAAUCAAGAUUAUGUCCAAGAUGAUGGAAUAAGACUGCCCAAUACCUGGAGAAGGCGUUCACGCGACACGAUCGUGAGUAGCGGUGCUUACGAGAGGGAGCAAUACAGGAGGACAGCGCCUUUACCCAACAAGGAGAAACAAAAGCGUCACUUGGCAUGUAUGAUGGCUUACGGAAAGGAUAUGCCGGAAACACCUCGUGGGCCCAAGAUUCUUCAUGGGAUUAGACGAGAUCCGCAAACAUCUGAAAAUGUGCAGGAUCCUCUAAAUGAAUUGAUACGAGGGAUUCGAGAAAGGAUGGAUUUCUUACGCGACAUGGAGAAUCUCGGAUUGGGAAAGAAAUAUCGGCCCAUGAUGCAGCAAGAGAUUGCGCAAAAAAUACGGCUAAUCGAAUCGAUGGACAAGCGGACGUGCAACCAGUUGCGAAAGGAGAUUCGUCAAUUGAGCCACGAAAGACCAUCACCAAAACCAUUCCCACUCGGAGAAUUCGAUGAAGAUUGA